This is a messenger RNA of Salmo salar (Atlantic salmon), 3950 nucleotides long. The record is from RefSeq and is a predicted model, not a curated record. NCBI's taxonomy places the organism in Eukaryota, Metazoa, Chordata, Actinopteri, Salmoniformes, Salmonidae.
UUAUGUACAUCUUUAUCUAAAGAUGUUCGAUAUUUGCCCAGCUAACUAGACAAAACAUUGUGCGAUUGAUUGCUUUAGUCAGCUAGCUAGGCAUUAUAGCUAACCAGCUGGCUAGCUACUUAGCUGUCAACAGCAGUACAUCACCUACGUUACAGUUAGUUAACGUUAAGCCAGCUAUUAUUUUAUCAUAAGUAAUUCAUAGCCUGUUUAUCAAUGUCGACUCGUGUAAUUUUUCUUAAGUCGUGUCUUGUUGCUCAUGGAAUGUAGCUAGCUAGCUCGCAAACUCUUAUUAUCCGUGGCGUAGGGUUUUCAGCGCUAAGCUUCGCCCACGCAGUAAGUUUGGGUGGCUGCAUAUGAACUACAAUUCCGACGCUGUGUGUUUGACGUUUAGAAACGUCAAUCAUCGCUUGCAAAAUGGUUUUUGAAACACGCUGAUAAGGGGUGGCAUAUCUUUCAUGUCAGCUAGAAAGAUGCAUACAAAAUAGUUACUGUAGCAGUUUUACACAGAUCCAUAAGCUGUGUUCCUCCAGUUGAUGAAUAACUACACUACCCUCCCCACACUACCCACACAGGUGUUCAGAGCAUGCUAAAGAUUAGCACAGGUAGCCAGGUCAUCACUAGUUAAGUCAUAAACCCUGCCUAUUUCUACAAUGUAUCUAAUUAAACAUCUGAUUUUAAACCUAACCUUAACCCCAUUAACAUUAUGCCUAACCAUAAAUUAAGAACAAAAAGCUCAUUUUUAUUUUCAUGAAUUUUUACACUAGCCUAUUUUGACUUUGUAUUUGUGGUAACAGUGACAACCAGAUGGCUGCCUAUUUCUUCAGCCUGUCAUCUGUAAACAAGCAAAGGUAACAUGGAGAUAUUGCCAUGUGGGAACACUAUCAAGACGUGUAGUAAUUUAACCAUUUUGUUUUUUGAAAAUGAUUUAUCUGAUAUGAAAGAUAGGUUCAUUAUGUUUCCAUAACCAUACCGCAAGCAAUGCGUUGAAGCAUUCAGAACGAUCGUCGGGGAUCUUAACAAACCUCCCCUGGCCAGAAAAUACUAUCCUCAAUAGGGUAUAUCAGCUCAUGUUUCGAAAACCAGUUUGAAAGCCAUGAUUAUUUACGUUUCUAACGUUAAUACACAGCGUCGGAAUUGUAGUUCACAUGGAGCCAACGGUGGGCGAAUGUAACCGCUGAAAUCCUACGUGCGAAGGUUUUUCGAAAGCAAACUUUUAGUAUAGAUAGGGUUGCAAAGGGUCGGAAACUUUACUGUAAUUUUCUAGAUUUUUACCGGAAAUUUUCCAUGGGAAGUUAAGCCCGGGAAUUUUGCUUAAAUUCAUCAUAAAAGUUAGCUUAUAACAGUGAACCUUUUUUGUGGGAUACGAUACACAAGGCAAUUCUAGGUCUUGUGGCAUGUUUUGGUUAAACUGUCCCCAAUUAAAUGGAAUUGCAACCCUCUGCAUCUUCCAUCACAUGUUCAGUUGAUUCUCAAGAUCUUGCACAAUAAUGAGAUACUAUUGAGCCCACACUACUACACUGUCUGAGCCAAGGACUACAUGCUUUCUGGUUGUUGUGGACGUUGCUUCUGCCAUGUGUGUUUCUGUGCAUGCUCCUGACCGCCACCCUGGUCGCGCUUGUCAUGGGUGUGCGCGUGUGGCUGCAGGCAAACAGGAACGCACGUCGAGCGCGUGAUGGGCGUCCCACAGUGGCCUUCUUUCACCCGUACUGCAACGCAGGAGGUGGUGGCGAGAGAGUGCUGUGGUGUGCCCUCAGAGCUUUGCAGAAUAGGUACCAAGAUGUCAACUUCAUGGUGUACACGGGCGACCAGGGUGUGACGAACCAGCAGAUUCUUGAUGGCGCCCGGCGGCGCUUCAACAUCCUUUUACCUCGACCCGUCCAGUUUGUCUUCCUCAAACACCGCCUAUUGGUCGAGGCCAGCCUCUUCCCCCACUUCACUCUGAUUGGUCAAAGUGUAGGCUCAAUCUUCCUUGGUUGGGAAGCCCUUACGGAGUUUGUCCCAGAUGUCUACAUCGACUCCAUGGGUUACGCCUUCACUCUGCCUGUGUUUAAAUACCUAGGGGGUUGUCACGUGGCUAGCUACGUGCACUACCCCACCAUCAGCACAGACAUGCUGUCGGUGGUGCGCGAGAGGAACCCCAGGUUCAACAACGCAGACUACAUCUCCAACAACCUGUUCCUGAGCGCGGUCAAGGUUGUCUACUACUGCCUGCUGGCGCUGCUCUAUGGUCUGGCCGGCUCCUGCAGCGACGUGGUCAUGGUCAACUCCAGCUGGACCCUGAACCACAUCCUGACCCUGUGGCGAGCGACCAACCGCACCUGCCUCGUCUACCCGCCCUGCGACACCCACGCCUUCCUCCAGCUCCCGUUGGACGAGGACUCGGACCGGAAGUGCCAUUCCAUCGUUUCCAUUGGUCAGUUUCGACCGGAGAAGGACCAUCGGCUUCAGAUUCGCGCCUUCCGGAAGGUGCUGCAGAAGAAAGAAGCGGGGCUAGUUGCGGGGCCGGGAGGAAGGGAGUCGCUGAGGUUGGUGCUGAUUGGUGGAUGCCGGAACCAAGAGGAUGAGGAUAGGGUGUUGAUGCUGAGAGGGCUGUGCCAGGAGCUGGGCGUGGCGGACAGGGUGGAGUUUAAACUCAACGUGCCGUUUGAGGAGCUGAAGAGGGAGUUGGGGGAAGCUACUGUGGGACUGCACACCAUGUGGAACGAACACUUCGGGAUAGGGGUGGUGGAGUGCAUGGCGGCUGGGACCGUCAUCCUGGCCCACAAGUCUGGAGGCCCCAGGCUGGACAUUGUGGUGCCCUACGAGGGCCGCCAGACGGGCUUCCUGGCCGAGGAUGAGGACGGCUACGCAGACGCCAUUGAGCGGAUCCUGGCCCUGUCACCCUCGGCCCGCCUGGAGAUCCGACGCAACGCCCGCCACUCAGUCACCCGCUUCUCCGACCAGGAGUUCGAGGCCUGCUUCCUGGCCGCCAUGGAGCCUCUCAUGGGGACACUGGAGCGAUGAGGGGUGUGGGUGGAAGUGUGUCACGCUCAUGGAGCGUGUGCAUGCAUACUAGCCAUUCCUUUUAGUUGACAUAGGAUACAGUUUGUGUUAAAAUGCACCAGGAAAUACAUUGACUGAAAUGAAAGAUGUAUUUAUUGACUUGUCAGUCCAGGUGUCCACUCUCUUUCUAGAGGGUCUUAUAUGUUUAGUAUUUGUUUUCAAGACCCAUUACAUUUUUCCAGUGUAUUCGUACUUGAGGCAUAACAUUUUUAGUGCUCGUCUAACGUCCAAGUUCCCCGUCUCGAUUGUCAGCGCAUACGGAGAGCCGGCUGGUAGACUAGAUUAGUGCUUGUCUAGCGUGGACUGGACACAACUGUGAUUUUGAUGGCAUUCCAGAUUGUCUUUUUACAGUCAAACUACAAAUAUCAGAAGAUUGUUAUAAUAAGAUAAUUAGGUGGGUGCUUACAUUUGUAUUAUUUCACAUGUGUGAAUUGGAAAUUGUUUAUCCCACCCAGUCAGGGAUCAGCCAUUAUUGACGGCAACCCUGGAGCGAUUGCCUUGCUCACGGGCACAUCGACAUAUUUUUCACCUAGUUGGCUCGGGAUUUGAACCAGCGACCUCUCAGUUACUGGCCCAACGCUCCUAACCGCUAGGCUACAUAUAGCGUUUAAUGUGGUUUGUGGGAUGUGAAACACAUCUCUAGGCAUUGUGAGAUCUGAUCUCUUGUGUAGUGCGACUACAAUAAAGACUACCUGGAAUGACAGCAGUGUCUGACUGUCUUUGAUGAUGACCAAACUCUGAUCGCUGACAUCAUUGAGAGGACAGUGACGAGCCUGUAGAGAUGAACUUCACAAUCCUGAUGACUGCUGUAAUAAUUAUAUUGUUACUUAACAUUUUAAAUAACUAGAAACACCGUUCUGUAUCCUAAGUAGGAAGUUUUUUUUUUAUAUUAAAACAUUUAUAAAAUA